UCUCAAACUUCACACUGACACUUCUAAUUACUAGUUACUGUUCAUUGCUUUGGUAACGCAAUAUUUUUUUAUGCAUGGAACUGGUCUAGGCUAACUAGAUAUCAAUAUACACCCUCGUAUAGCCGUUAUCAGGAUAACGGCAAUGAUGCCGUCAUUGAACAACAUAUAAGGGUACAAUAUUUCUUGUACGAGAUCUCCAAAUAUAGGGAAUAAUGAAUUGAAUGCAGGGGUUGACGAAAUGCCAUGAUUUUUUCCAAAAGAUUCAAGAUUAUCUGUCAAUCUGAAUUUUUUCUUAUUACCGAGGAGUUUUGUUGAAAUUUGCUCCAGUAUCAUUUCUUGUUCUAUAUAAUAUCUCUAAGUUUAUAAAAAAUUUUCAGAAUAAUCAUUGUGAAGAAAAAGAAGACAGCUAUAACAAUGCAUAACAGGAGACUACAACAAACCUUCGACUCUUACGGUAAGCCCUUGGCUUCAUCUACAUUUAUCAGGAAUGACAAGGAGAAACCAUCUUAUGAUGAUAGGAAUGCAAGAAAUAAACACAUGGAGUAUGAUGCACUAAGGGAGGGAAUUGUAAAAAAAAAGAUAAGUUUCUGGGAUGAACAUUCCAGAAAAUUCGCAGAAAAACAUGGUUUUGUGGAUAUUCCAAAGAAGAAGAUUUUAAAAACAUUCAAACUGGUGAAAUCGGGAAUUUAUUCCUGCUCGGGCCCUCAUCCAGGGUUUCAUUUCAUCAGCAGCGGAACUGUCACAUCGACUGGAUCCUCAGGAUAUAUCACCACAAGCAAUAGAGUCACAUCAAUCUCCACACCAUCAAGUGAAUCUGGGAUUGAAUCAAAUGAGGAACAACACGUUGAUGAAGAUGCUGUGAAAUCUGAUGAAAAGGCCAAAUAUCCAACAAAAUCUUUUAGAGAUAUAGGCGUUAAUACGUCGUACCAAAAACAACAAAUUUUGAAUAAUUAUGAAGAGAAACGGGAAUCUACUGAAUCAUCGAAGGAGGUGUUGGAUUGGAAUGAUUUAGUUGCCUUCAAAGAAGAAAUUUUCCAAAUGAAUGCUGAUUUUAUGGCAGAAGUCAGUCGAGAAGAGCCAAGAGAGGUUCAGCCUACACGCAAUCUGCUUUCCCGCAUUAACAGAACUGUCACGAUGUACACCAAGGAAAUGGUUAUAUUUUAUGUAUUUUUCAGAAUAGCGACAAUCAUUCUUUUCUUUUUAUGGUAAUUUUUUCAGUUUAUUUCGUUCAUUUAGAUUUUGCUUCUUCCAGUGUUAUUUAAAAUUGUCAGGCAUAUCUACAUUUUGGCAACGUAUAUAUUGUUUGAGUACAAUAUACAAUUGCAAAUACAAUGAAUUUAUUUUGUAAUAAUUCAUAUUACUUUCAUGUAUGUAAAUGCGUUUAUUUAUUUUUGAUGAAAUAUAAUUUGA
This is a messenger RNA of Coccinella septempunctata (seven-spotted ladybird), 1410 nucleotides long. RefSeq lists its product as uncharacterized. Lineage: Eukaryota; Metazoa; Arthropoda; Insecta; Coleoptera; Coccinellidae. The transcript has 2 exons. The record is from RefSeq and is a predicted model, not a curated record. Bases 415 to 1209 code for a protein of 264 amino acids.